Molecule: messenger RNA, 468 nt
Organism: Aureococcus anophagefferens
Lineage: Eukaryota; Pelagophyceae; Pelagomonadales; Pelagomonadaceae
Exons: 1
Source: RefSeq, a predicted model, not a curated record
AUGGGCUGCGUGGUCCGUGGGCGUUUCGAGGCGCGCCGCCUGCUCCCGCUGGCGCUGCUCGUCGCGGGCUGCGGCGCGGACCUGACGAAGAUCACCGCCUGCACCUGGGAACAGACCGGCACCCAGGAGUGCGACGACCAAUGCCUCGACAUGGGGACCGGGAGCGGCUCCCGGGAGGUCUGCCGCGAGAACUUGUACGAGAACGACGGCGUGCCGGGCUGCGGCGGCACGACCAUGUACUACAACUCGAAGGAGGACUCGUGCUACGUGUGCGACGGCGACGGCACGAGCGGCACGCUUUUCACGCGGCACAAGAUCGACUACUGCUCCGAGAUCACCGCGUGCGCCGACGGCUGGCAGCCGAGCGCGGACGGCCGGGACUGCGACCCGAGCCCGACGCCCGCGCCGACGGCCGCGCCCGUGCCGGCGCCGACGUUCGCUCCGACGGCGACGCCGCGGCCGACGCAC